GCCCAAAUCAGGAGGAAAGCACGCCAGAUUUAACUACCAACCGAUCUUCUCCAUCUUCCAUGAUUGAUCACAGAGAUCAUAACCAUCAAAAUCAGCAGUAUCAGUGGAAAUCAUCGUCGAUAAUGGCUCAAAAGCCACCACAAAUGGCCAUUAUAGGGGCCGGAAUCUUUGUUAAAUCUCAAUACAUUCCUAGACUCGCCGAGAUCUCAGAGCUCGUCGCUCUUAAAGCUAUUUGGAGCCGUACCGAGAAAUCGGCAAGGGAGGCUACUGAGAUCGCUCGGAAAGUAUUUCCUAAUGUGGAGUGUAAGUGGGGAGAUGAUGGAAUUGAUGAAAUUAUACGGGAUCCGGAUGUUGUCGCGGCUGCUGUUGUUCUCUCUGGCCAAAUUCAGGUGGAUAUGUCGCUUAAACUUCUGAAGGCUGGGAAGCAUGUUCUUCAAGAGAAACCAGCUGCUGCUUCCUGUAGUGAGGUGGAAGCCGCAUUGUCAAGCUAUAGGUUUCUUUCCAACACUCCAUCUGCUCAACCAAUAUGGGCUGUUGCAGAAAAUUACCGGUUUGAGCCUGCCUUCGUAGAGAGCAGAAAGUUGGUGUCUGAAAUUGGAGACAUGAUGAGCGUUCAAGUUAUUAUUGAUGGGUCUAUGAACAGUUCAAAUCCUUACUUCUCAAGUUCAUGGAGGCGAAAUUUAACCGGAGGGUUCGUUCUAGAUAUGGGUGUGCAUUACGUUGCAGGUUUAAGGAUGCUUAUCGGAUGUGAUAUCACUUCUGUGUCAGCUACAACGUCUCAUGUAAAUAUGGAUGUGCCACCACCAGAUAUCAUCUCCUCAUUGUUUCAACUGGAGAAUGGGUGUUCUGGAGUGUUCGUCUUGUUGGUCUCCACAAAAAAUCCAAAGAUUGUGUGGCGAGUUGUUGGCUUGAAUGGGACCGUUCAAGUUGAACGUGGAAACAAAGACGGGCAACCUGGUUACGUGGUUUCUCUAUUUACUGCCAACAAAGAAACGAAAAGCACUUUCUACCCAUACACUGGGGUGAUUGAAGAAUUGAAAACUUUUCUAAGUGACGUUUCUCGGGCUUCUCUUCAGAAGGGUAGUACAUUUGAAGCUGAACCUCGCUGCUCGUAUGCCGAAGGCGCACGAGACAUUGCCGUUUUGGAUGCAAUGCUUGAAUCUGGUACAAAGCAAGGAGCAUCUGUCAAAGUGAAAAACUUUAGGCAAUAACUUACGCUGCUGCGCUGAUAACACCAAGGGACUAAUAGAAGAUAUGAUUAUGAAUAAUGAAUUACCAGCAAAUCACUUAAUAUUUGGAUUAUGAGUUAUGACCAAGUUAUAUUGGAUUUUGAUGAUGCCUUGCAGAUGUUUAAUCCUUACAUAUGGAAUUUGGCCAUUUACAGUAACAACUAUUCACAGGUCA
Molecule: messenger RNA, 1404 nt
Organism: Cynara cardunculus var. scolymus (artichoke)
Lineage: Eukaryota; Viridiplantae; Streptophyta; Magnoliopsida; Asterales; Asteraceae
Exons: 12
Coding region: 60-1211 (383 amino acids)
Biological process (GO): NADPH regeneration
Cellular component (GO): cytoplasm
Molecular function (GO): nucleotide binding; oxidoreductase activity
Source: RefSeq, a predicted model, not a curated record